Molecule: messenger RNA, 2088 nt
Organism: Phascolarctos cinereus (koala)
Lineage: Eukaryota; Metazoa; Chordata; Mammalia; Diprotodontia; Phascolarctidae
Gene: AQP8
Product: aquaporin 8
Biological process (GO): water transport; transmembrane transport
Cellular component (GO): plasma membrane
Molecular function (GO): water channel activity
Source: RefSeq, a predicted model, not a curated record
UACAAUCUCACAGAGGACUCUGGGCACAUCACACAGCAGAAGUUGUAUUUUCUUCUGUUGGCAGAGAGCUUAGUGAUCCUUGAACUCUAGCCUUGUUGAGAUAAGGGGAGUUUCCCCUUCUCUCUCCUGGAAGAGCCCCCUCCUUUAUUUUAUGACUGUCUCAGCACCAGGGUAAAUCCUCCAGCCUCUUAAAAUCUCAGGCUUUAGGGGGAGGCAAGCAGAGCCGCUGAGACAUCGAUUCCUAGGAGAUACCUCCAGCACGGGCUUGUAUUGAACUUCCUCAGUCUACAGAAGCCGUUAGGCUAUUCACUUUCAGCUUUCUGAGACAAGGGGGCCUACAGGAAAACCUGUCCCUAUGUGUGAGUCAAAGUCAGAGGACAUGGAAAUGAAGGAAAAAGACCUGGAGAGUGGGUGUGACUUGCACCAGCUUCACUGGUAUGAAAAGUACCUCCAGCCAUGCAUAGUGGAGCUGCUGGGCUCGGCUCUGUUCAUCUUCAUUGGCUGUCUGUCAGUCAUCGAGAAUACAGAGGGGGUUGGUCGGCUGCAGCCUGCACUGGCACAUGGGCUGGCCCUGGGCAUCAUCAUAGGCUUUUUGGGAAAGAUCAGUGGUGGUCAUUUCAAUCCAGCUGUCUCCUUGGCUGUCAUGUUGAUUGGAGGCCUGAAUUACAUGAUGCUCAUCCCAUACUGUGUCUCCCAGCUGUGUGGAGGGAUCAUAGGAGCUGCUUUAGCCAAGGCGGUGAGCACAGAAGAGAGCUUCUUAAAUGCUUCCGGGGCAGCCUUCACAACCAUUAGAGGGGCUGACCAGGUGGGUGGUGCUGUGGGAGCUGAGGUCAUCAUGACAUUGUUACUGGUCUUGUCCGUCUGUAUGGCAGCCGUCAAUGAAAAGAGCAAGAGCCCGCUGGCUCCCUUCUGCAUUGGCUUUGCUGUGACUGUGGACAUCCUAGCAGGAGGGGCUAUAUCUGGAGCCUGCAUGAAUCCUGCCCGAGCCUUUGGGCCUGCGAUAAUGGCCGGCUACUGGCAGUACCACUGGGUGUACUGGCUGGGACCACUGGCAGCCAGUGUAAUCGCAGGAAUACUGAUAAGGGUUCUCAUUGGCGAUCAGAAAGUCCGCCUGUUUCUAAAACACCUGUGAAGCAACUGUCUAUUGUAUGGACACAGGACCACUGCUUUGCCCAUGGAUUCUUCUCAUCUUGGCUUGGCUUAGCCUGGAAUAAUGAAGGGGACAGCCUCUCAUGAAAGGGACCUGCUCUGUUCUGCCAGGGAAAAUGUCUCCCGCCUUGGGGAGUGAUCCUGCCCUGGGUCUCCCCUGUGAUUUCCCAAGACUUCAUUCCAGCACCUGGCUGGUCAGGUGGAUGGAUAGUCUGCUUUAUCUCCUAGUCUGGCCAAAAGCACACAGACUGACACACCAGCUUUGGGAUGCUCCCUGCAUGCUGUGUCCUGUUUUUCUACCUUAACACCUCAUUUUCUUUCCUGUUAAAGGAGUGCUGAAUCACACCUCUCUGGAUGCUGGAUAGCAAUUCGUUGUUGGGAAGGUUCUAGAAAAAGCCUAAGUAGUGUUAUUAUCAUCUCAUACGACCUGGGAAGAGACAGCAGGGACGAUGGAAUUGCUUCUCUUUACAAUGAAAUUACUAAGGCGAGGGGUGAGGCGGGGAAGGGAGGUGUAAUAGCAGCCAGAAGAGGGAAAGGUUGCUUCAUUCACACUUUGCACAGAGGUGAGGGAAGGGAGGAGGCUAGAAAGCCAGUUAUUUAAUUUCCGGGGGAUUCUUUUUAGGAACUGCGAAGUCCUCUGCUCUUGGUCCUCCUGCCUGCUAUGGGGAAUGAGGGGCUUUUCAAAGCUACUUUGCUAUAUUCUCUCCACUGAUAUGGAAAACUCCAGCUCAUCUUCCAAUAAACAGUAUUUCUCUAUCUCUACCUCCCUUUACCCAUUUGUUGGCUUGCUCUCUUUUUUUAAUUUUAGGAACUUCAAAAAUGUGUCCUGUUCAGGAGAGUGGGGGCCUCAGGCUGGGUUGGGUGAAGAAAGCCCUAGCAGAGGAGAAAGGGAAAUGAAGGAAAGAAGAAAACAGGACUGGAAAGGGGAGAUAAAGGAAG